Molecule: messenger RNA, 1431 nt
Organism: Dermacentor albipictus
Lineage: Eukaryota; Metazoa; Arthropoda; Arachnida; Ixodida; Ixodidae
Source: RefSeq, a predicted model, not a curated record
UCAUCAUCAGAAUCUCUGGCGUGCGUCGGAUUAAGCCCUCGGCCGCCGGCCCGAGUGCGAGCAGGUUGAGCCCUGGCGUCGCAGCAGGAAAUACGCAUGCGGCGCUCCAUGCACCGACGUCAGAGCCAGGGCAUGGUGAUCCGGCCGCCGACCCUGCGCGAGACGUCGGAGCCGCCGCUGUCCGAGGUGGACGAGAACUUCGAUCUGAACCCGAGCCGCUUCGAGGUGUUCCGCUGGCGCCUCAACGAGUUCCUCAACCAGGGUCACAUGAUGCUGCUCGUGCUGAGGACGCACGUGCACGACUGCAACCCGCACUACGCGACCGAGUUCGAGCACGCCGUGCUCUACUACUCCAUGAUCAAGAUCGAACUGGACGACUACUUCGACACCGUGGUGCACUACAGUAUGAAGGCCUUCAACCAGCGCGACAUCAAGUGGUGGCCGGACACGCUCUUCAAGCGCGUCGCCAUCGUCAUCUUCGCCGUGCUCGACAAGGUGGAGGUGCAGACGCUCGACUACUACGUCAACAAGGACAACCUCAAGGAACUGUUCCGGCACUUGCAGUGGGAGAACUACCUCUUCAACUGGAAGAUCGCCCUCGACCCGUCGCCCUCGCCUAGCACUACCUUGGUACCGUAGGGACUGAGCGCGCCUCCUUUCACCCGAGCCUUCGAAGUAAAAAUGCGCAAACGACGAGACUCCGCUGAACUAGCGUAAUGUUGCAGUCUGCCGCUGCUGAGCAGACUUGUCAGCCACUAUCACUUAGCAGGAUGGCAAGCGACGCAUCAAGUUUAGACACCAAUUUUUUUGUUUCUUGCACUUCAGGGACGCGUAGCGAACCAAGGAAAAUGACAGUUCUGAUUUAUUCUUCGUAAAAGAAAUCAGAUAAUAGUUGCCAGAAGAUUCAGACUUAGAUAUAGGAGUGACGGACCAUUUAUACUGGUAGCCUAAUGGGACACUGGAUAGAAAAAUAAUCGUUCCUAUAUUAAAAAAUUACCCUUCUACAACGCCAAAAUAAGUCUUACCGUAAAAAGAGGCUUGGAAAACCCCAAAAGGUGCGAAAACAAGAGAGGGUGGCGCCGCCGUCUUCAACUUCCCGCACGAUCUCGCUGUGACGUCAUAAAUUUUGACUAAGCUUGCUGGGGCCUAGUUUACUACCUAUCGAUAACGAUGUUCUAAAUUUCAUUCUAAAAAAACCAAAGGCUAUAAACGAAGCUUCAAGAACUGCUACUAAGCCACAACGGGCAGAAUGCGAGAAUUAAAAUAAUUUGACAACCACGAUGUCACAUCGGCGCACUGGCAGUGGGGUCCCAGGGCGAAAUUAAAAAGAAACAUUAACUUUUACCUGCAUUUUGUUUUGUAUUGUUCAACCCGCAACAGCGAAAUUACCGAACUAGAGUUCUAACAAUAUACUUCAUCCGUCUUGGCUGA